Closterium sp. Naga37s-1 is the source of this 807-nucleotide messenger RNA. Lineage: Eukaryota; Viridiplantae; Streptophyta; Zygnematophyceae; Desmidiales; Closteriaceae. The record is from the annotation of a GenBank genome assembly.
AUGUGCAGGUUCAAUGCAUUGGACAUCCGAAGGCGACUCAACGGGCGCCGGCUGGUGUUUGUGGGAGACUCGUUGUGCCGCAACCAGUUUGAGAGCGCUCUGUGCCUCCUCGGCGUUGAUCUUCCCGAUGUCUCUGCUGUUGUCGAGCGCAAGGGCAACAAUCUGACCAGGAAGGUGGAUACUAUGGUGUAUGAUUUCACGGAGUUCAACUUCACUGUCGAGUACCACCUCUCGCACUUCCUCGUGGGCUUCCACAGGGCCCCUCCUGAUGCGCCGCCCCAUAUUGGAGCAGUGGUCAACACAGACACGGUUGACCCUCUCUUUGCUCGGAGGCUCUUUGACAAUCGGCCAGAGGGGAUGAUACUCGUGCUCAAUGCAGGCCACUGGUUCACCCCAUCUAAGAUAUCGCGUCAGAAUGUUUCAUUCCUGGUGAACAACCAGACUCGCCCAGACAUCGAUGAGACCGAGGGGUUCCGCCUGGCCAUGCUGCGCGUGUCAGACUGGCUUCAGGAGUGGCCCCCACAGGCUGCCAACGCCACAGCUGUCUUCCGCACCUAUGCACCCGCCCACUUCGCGGGUGGCAGACACGGCACAAACUACGGCGCUGCUGGUGAAGGUGACGUCGACGUCCAAACCCAGGCGUUCCGCACGCAUCAAAGGUCCAGGAAGCGCAAACGGUCCGUCAAGAGACAGGCCCUGGCGGAGCAGGCGGCUGAGAAGCAGCAGCGCAUCAUCGACUGCCCAAAGGCUGGAGACAUCCGGAGUCAUCGCGCUGUUGCAAACCCUGCUUUUCAUCUGCAAAUGUGA